GGCCGGGCAUGUUAGUUUCCGCUUCCGGUCGGUAAAGGGCAAGCACAAUGUAAACACGGGACCAGGGGAGUGGUCAUUAGGUAACUGAGGGUACGCUGACCGUGGUGGAAGCCCAGGAAGAGGAGGAAAACGAGGCUGGUGGGUCUUGUGGUUAGGGGAGAAAGGACCUUCAGAAGUCGGAGUUGAGACGCGACGGAGGUGCGGCAGAGCCGGGACGCUAAGGGUUCCCACAGUACCUGGUUCCUCACACUGCUGCUUUAGGAACAGAGUUCAUUUGGAAACUUGAAGGCAGAAUGGCUUCCUUUGGAUGGAAGAGAAGAAUUGGGGAGAAGGUCUCAAAGGUCACUUCACAGCAGUUUGAAGCCGAAGCUGCUGAUGAGAAGGAUGUAGUUGAGAAUGAAGAAGGGAGCUGGCUUCAUGCGGUUAAACGCAGGAAAGAAAGUCUCCUCGAGGGCUGUGUUGAGAAAAGUAAGCAGCUGAAGGAUGAAGGAGCCAGUUUGGUUGAAAAUAAAAGACUUCCCAAUGAGUUGCCAGCAUUCGUUGUUCCUACUUCUUACUCCCACUUUGCUCAGCGGUCUGGCGUCCACUCCUGCCCUUCCAGGAAUGCUGUUUGGUAUCGAGAGGCGAUUCAAAAAUGGGACGAAGCACUGCAGUUAACCCCAGAUGAUGCUACCCUGUACGAGAUGAAAUCACAGGUCCUAAUGUCUCUUCAUGAAAUGUUCCCUGCAGUACAUGCAGCUGAAAUGGCCGUGCAGAGAAACCCACAUUCAUGGGAGUCUUGGCAAACUUUGGGACGUGCUCAGCUUGGAUUAGGAGAGAUAGUCCUGGCAAUUCGAAGUUUUCAGGUAGCCCUUCACAUCUAUCCAAUGAACCCUGAAAUAUGGAAAGAAGACCUUUCUUGGGCAAGAACACUCCAGGAGCAGCAGAAGGUAGCACAGAAGAUUAAGAAGUGUGACGCGUCAGCGGAAAUGACACAUUUCUCACCAAAGUCAAUCCCCGACUAUGACUUUGAAAGUGAUGAGAUUGUUGCUGUUUGUGCAGCAAUUGCGGAGAAACAGAAGACAGUUUCAGCAAAUAAGACAAUGGUUAUUGUUUCGGCCUCUGGGACUGUAGAGACGGUCACUGAGAAGGAAGAUGGUGCUACACCACCAGAUGGCUCUGUUUUUAUCAAAGCCCGAUAAAGUAGCAGGAACCCUUUGAAUCUGGCUUUUUGAUUGCUCUUAAAGUUUGAGGCCUAGGGACAUCUACUGUGGAGAGACAGAAUAAAACUCCUGUUUGUAAAAUGAGUUUUGCAGAUGAGGCAUAUAAAAACUAAAUGGUAGAAUUAUCGUGUAGUGUUUGGGCUGUGCUUUGAUUAAGUUACGAUUUAAACUUCUUAAGAUUAGAAUUGUGAGUACAGUGGGGUUUGAUUAAUAAACUUAAAAAAAUAAUCCAAAAAUGUAAGUGAAUGCGUUUUAAAGACACAACUUGAAAAGUGAAUUCUCUAAUAGUGAAUAACUUGAUGGCCAGUGUUAUUAAAAUGUUGACUCGUUGACUUUUGUUACACGAUAAAGGAAGUUGGUGAUUUCUUUCCCUCCUAAUACUCCUGUUACUAUUCACUCUUCUGUUUUUCUGAUUGCAUUAGAGGAAGUCUCCCAAAGCUCAAAUAUUUUUUGACAUUUAUUUUGAUUCAAAGUUGUCAUUUGGUUAUUUUUGGAAUCUUUGAAAGUUUGCAUGAAAAUGCAUGCAAACUGUGUACGUUCUAAACAUUUUCUGGACUUUCUCUUCAUUCUGAUUUGUGCUUAUAUUUUGACUUCAAAAUUAUUACAACAAUGGUAGUUGCCUUCUUCAGUAUUAGAUAUGUGAAAUACUGAUCAAUGUCACAAUGAUGGUUUUAUUGUUUUAGUUGUAAAAGUAGAUAGAGUAUUCCUUACCACAAGUGAGUCAUGUUUGAGAUGUGCAUUUUUGAAAAAUGCUUUUAUCGAUGUGUCAUAUCAAAUUGUACUGCUGCACUGGCCCAGUUAAAAGUAGUAUUUUCUUCUCCUUAUUUUUAAAAGCUUAAAAACUCUGAAAAAAACUUACCUUUUGCUUUUAACGUUCCAGCUGACGGUUUGGAAUUCUUUUUCUAGAUAACUUUUUUGGAACUACUCAAUUAAAUUACAAUUUUAAAUAGCUAAAUUAUGUCUUUCUAAAAAAGUAGGGAUGUUUAUGAGUGUCAGUGAAUGUAUAUAUCUUGGGCAUGACAUACAUAGGAACUGAAACAUGACUUAACAGUACAAUCCCAUGAGUAGAGAAGAAUAUAUUUAAAGAAAUAUUUCGUUGAAAGGCCACGAUCGCAUUCACAAAUCAAUACUGUCAUUGCUAAUAUGAGUUAUUUUUAUACUACAUAUAUUAUAGUACAAUUAUAUAGAACUACUGGGUCCUGUUACUUCUGACACUCAGGAAGCUAUUUUUGCUGUAAAAUUAAUUUUUUCCUUGUCAGAGAUGAAAGUAAGCUGUUUUAAAGAAUCUUACCUUAACCUGUUGGAGCAUGUAAGUAAUGGUCUACAUUUUUCUGAGAUGAUUUAAAAAAUGUUUCCUUUAGUGGAAUGCUUACCUCUUUUUUUUUUUUUUUCAGAGUGUUAUAUUUUCCCUCAAAGUUACAUCAGAAGGUUAGCUGUGGUUAGGUUAGUUUUAGAAUAAUUGAAAAACACAAAUGUUAGUUACAUUUUAUUUUGUUUAAUAAAGGAUAUUCUCAUAGGGUAGAUACUUGAGUAUAUACAGAAGUGAGCAUUCACCAUUUGGUAUGUGGUUUUGAGUAGUGGGUUUUUGUUUAUCGUGUAAUUUGUGAAUAAAUAGUUUUUUCUGCACUUUAAA
Messenger RNA from Lynx canadensis (Canada lynx), 2835 nucleotides. RefSeq names its product tetratricopeptide repeat domain 33 (gene TTC33). The record is from RefSeq and is a predicted model, not a curated record. Lineage: Eukaryota; Metazoa; Chordata; Mammalia; Carnivora; Felidae. Bases 294 to 1181 code for a protein of 295 amino acids. Gene Ontology annotation, molecular function: protein binding. The transcript has 7 exons.